AUGGCGCAGGGGCGGCUGAGCAGCAGGCACCUGCUCCAGCUCCCACUCCUAGCCUCUUCCCACCUGAAGAGAUCUAAGCCGGAGCUUGUUUCAUGGUGGAGUGCUCAGCCAGUGGGCCCGGAUGAAGUUACAAGGACUAUUACUGAUGGGAAACAGAUUGUCAGGGCCUUUUCCCAUGGUUCUCACAAGUAUCACAACCCUGACUCACCUUUUACUUUCCAAGUUCUGACUGGUAAAUUAAUUUGCAGGGACAUUGAAGGCAAUGGUUUCUAUGGGCCAAUCCCUCCUGAAAUUGGACAUCUUACUCAUCUGGAGAGGCUGCAAAUCGAAGGAUCUUUGUUGGAAGGCCCUAUUCCCCCCAGCCUAUCUAAAUUGACAAACCUUCAUGAUCUGAGGAUUAGUGAUCUGAGAGGUAGUGGUUCACCUUUCCCUGAUUUAAGUGGAAUGUCAUCCUUGAACAAAUUGGAUCUGAGCUUUAAUAAAUUGAGUGGACAAAUACCAGCUUCUUUUGCUAACAUGGGAAGGGUUGAUUACAUAUAUCUAACUGCAAACUCACUCACUGGAGACAUACCUGGAUGGUUAUUAAGAAGAAACAAAAUGGUAAGUAGUGUUCAGUCAUGCUUGAAGAGGAAUUUCCCAUGUGUUGCUUCGAAUGGACAAUAUCGAUCUUCAUUGCAUAUCAAUUGUGGUGACAAAGAAGCAACUAUUAAUGGAGUUAAAUACGAAGCUGACACAACGCCAAAAGGUGCUUCAUUGCUGUAUAUAAGCCCAGGUUCAAAUUGGGCAUUCAGCAGCACUGGUAACUUCAUGGACGACAACAUCACGGAUGACAGCUACAUUGCAACAAGCACAUCAAAAUUGGACAUGCCCUAUUCAGAGUUGUACACCAAAGCCCGUCUUUCUCCUCUUUCCCUCACAUAUUAUGGGCUUUGUAUGUUCAGUGGGAGCUACACAGUUAAACUCCACUUUGCUGAAAUUGUGUUCACCAAUGACAGCACAUUUUGUAGCCUUGGCAAAAGAAGAUUCAAUGUGUUCAUACAGUUGUAUUGGGCAGGAAGAGGGACAACAGGCAUUCCAUAUAGAGGUUCUUAUGGCCCACUGAUAUCUGCAAUAUCAAUAACACCAAAUCUCCAAGCCCUUGACCUGCAAACUGGCUCCUUCACCUUGCGACAAAUCAAAGUGGCAACUAGGAACUUUGACCUGGCUAACAAGAUUGGUGAAGGUGGUUUUGGUUCAGUUUACAAGGGUUUAUUGUCCGAUGGCACCGUCAUUGCUGUCAAGCAGUUAUCAGCAAGGUCUAAACAAGGGAAUCGAGAAUUCGUGAAUGAGAUAGGGAUGACAUCUUCACUACAGCAUCCAAACCUUGUCAAACUCUAUGGCUGCUGUACAGAACGAAACCAGUUGUUGUUAGUUUAUGCGUAUCUGGAAAAUAAUUGCCUUGCACGAGCUGUUUUUGUUGAUCAAUACAGACUCAGAUUGGAUAGGGCAACAAGACAUAGGAUUUGCCUUGGGAUAGCAAAAGGUCUAGCAUAUCUACAUGAGGAGUCCACAAUAAGGAUCGUACACCGCGAUAUCAAGGCCAGCAAUAUAUUGCUUGACAAAAAUUUGAAUGCCAAGAUCUCAGAUUUUGGGCUAGCAAAGCUUAAUGAAGAUGAUCACACCCACAUAAGCACAAAAGUAGCUGGAACCAUCGGAUACAUGGCUCCUGAGUAUGCUAUGCGUGGUUAUUUGACAGAUAAAGCUGAUGUAUACAGUUUUGGUGUUGUUGCUUUGGAAAUUGUCAGUGGAAAAAGUAACACAAACUACAGGCCAACGGAAGAUUUUGUUCAUCUUCUAGAUUGGGCUUGUGUUCUGCAUGUGAGAGGAGCUCUCCUGGAAUUGGUAGAUCCAGACCUAGGAUCGAAUUACUCAACAGAAGAGGCACUCAUCAUGCUAAAUGUUGCCUUGCUAUGCACAACCGCAGCACCUAAACUGAGACCAAAGAUGUCAAAAGUUGUUAGCCUGCUUGAGGGCCACACGCCUCUUCAGCCCUUGCUGUCAGAUCUCAGUCUUGCUCAGAAUUGCCUGAGCACAGGUGGUUUAUGGAGGAACCUCUGGCAAAAACUAAGUGAGCGUCAGAGACUGACAGAACAAGCUUUCUGCAAUUACACUAAUGAAUCAUCAACCAUAGAUAUAAAUAAUGACCUGAGACCAUUGGUGAGUCAGAUGUAG
Messenger RNA from Miscanthus lutarioriparius, 2211 nucleotides. The record is from the annotation of a GenBank genome assembly. Lineage: Eukaryota; Viridiplantae; Streptophyta; Magnoliopsida; Poales; Poaceae.